CGUCAGAUUGUGUUGAUGUUUUGUGGACUGGACGGCUGAACGGGAAGAGGGAGACGCUUCUUGUUUUUGUUCAACUAAACCGUCGAAAAGGAGCCAAGUCGGGUUUUAUUUCGGUGUUUUCGGUUCGUAAGGAGCCUCUGCUCGGUUUAUUUAACCGAGCGGCCGGGCCGGAGGGCGAACACACCGAACAGUUUGAUCCAGAAAGGGAGGACUCGUCACCCUCUGACCCCCUCCCUGCCUCCCUCACACACACACACACACACACACACACACUCACACACACUCACACAGCCACCAUGACAAUUCUCCCGAAGAAGAAACCGAGCUCUGGGGUCGGCGUGUCGGAUCACACCGAUGACAGUGACCGUCGCAGCAGCUCCGACCCUCACCCUCACCCUCACCCGGGGCGGACGGGCGCCCGGCCGAGGGCUUCACCUCCGCCCUGGUCCUACCAGCCCGCUCCGCCCUCAGCGAGGGACGACCGGCGGAGCAUCGAGGCGAGCUCCCGGCCGCAGCAGGCCUCUCCGCCGCCGGUCGGCUCUGUGUCUCCGGUGGGUCCCGUUGACAGUCGGGACAGCAGCGGCGGCAUGGUGUCCGGGUCCCGCGGGGAACUCGUCGUGUCGGCGGGCGUCGUCGGUUGCGGCGGAGCUAUCGGCAGCUGCUGCUCCGGGCCCGGGCUUAGCAAGAGGCGGCGACAGGCAGGCACCUGCUCCGGCGGGGUGGUGGCAGCUCUGGCCGGUGGAGGCCAGCCCGGGGUAACCGGACCGGGUGGAGUGGGGUCCAGCCAGGAAACCGAGGAAGGAGCCGGAAACAACAGCGAAGACGAGUACGAGAACGCGGCCCGGCUGCAGUCCGUGGACCCUGCCACCGUGGAGCAGCAGGAGCACUGGUUUGAAAAAGCUCUGACAGAAAAGAAAGGCUUCGUCAUCAAGAAGAUGAAGGAGGACGGAGCGUGUUUGUUCAGAGCCGUGGCUGAUCAGGUGUAUGGAGACCAGGACAUGCAUGAAGUGGUCAGGAAACACUGUAUGGAUUACCUGAUGAAGAACGCUGACUAUUUCUCCAACUACGUGACAGAGGACUUCACCACAUACAUCAACAGGAAGAGGAAAAACAAUUGCCACGGCAACCACAUCGAGAUGCAGGCGAUGGCUGAGAUGUACAACAGACCGGUGGAGGUGUACCAGUACGGCACCGAGCCAAUCAACACGUUCCAUGGCAUCCACCAGAACAACGACGAGCCAAUCAGAGUGAGCUACCACCGCAACAUCCACUACAACUCUGUGGUCAACCCCAACAAGGCCACGAUCGGGGUCGGACUGGGACUGCCGGCCUUCAAACCGGGGUACGCGGAUCAGUCUCUGAUGAAGUCGGCCAUCAAGACGUCGGAGGAGUCGUGGAUCGAGCAGCAGAUGUUGGAGGACAAGAAGAGAGCGACGGACUGGGAGGCCACCAACGAGGCCAUCGAGGAGCAGGUGGCCCGGGAGUCGUACCUGCAGUGGCUGCAGGACCAGGAGAAGCAGGCCCGACAGCCGCGUAAGGCCAGCGCCACCUGCAGCUCGGCGACGGCGGCGGCUUCCAGCGGACUGGACGACUGGAGUGCCCGGUCGCCGCGGCAACGAGACUCGGACCCCUCCCACUCGGACCUCACUACCGCCCCGUCGUCCAACAGCAGCAACAAGCCCCCCUCCCCCGCCGGAGCCGCCCUCAUCCUGAGCAAACCCCCCUCCCCCUGCGCGCCAGGUCCCAGUAAUCAGAGUCGUCAUCAUUUGGAGUACAGAGCCAUCAUGCAGGAGAUGUCGCCCACAGCCUUUGGUCUGACAGACUGGGAGGACGAUGAGAUCCUGGCCUCGGUGCUCGCCGUCUCUCAGCAGGAGUAUCUGGACAGCAUGAAGCACCAGAGCUCCUCCAUGCAUCGAGAGAGGGAGCCGUCCCCCGACAGCAGCUGAUGACCAGCCGCAACACAAGCACACACACACACAAACAAACACAACAAUGACCUUGACCUCCUCUCCUGCCUCACCCUCCAACCCCCCCUGAACCCUCACCCUCACCUCUGCCCCUCAGAAGGAGAUCGACCAGGGAAAAAAAAUAAACAUCAAACGAAGAAAUGCACACUUGUUUUUUGUUUUUCAGCUCAUCCGCUCUUCAUCAUUUCCUCUCCUCUUUCCUUCCCCGUUUCCUACCCUCCUUUCUACUCCCGUCUCAUCACCUUUCCUUCUCCAUGACACCCUCAUGAUCGAACUUCAUCGAAACAACGAGCCGACCUGUUCUGUCCUGGUCACCGCUCAGAGGAGCUCAGUCUUAAAGCUGAUUCAGGGUCAGUUAUGACAUCAGACACCACGUCGAGCAGCCUCGACUUUUGAAGUAUGUUCCGUUAGCUCUGUGGCUAAUGAUGUCAUAGGAUUCAAUAGGGAAGGCUAAUCAGCACUUAAAAAUGGUGAAGUGUAUGUCGGCGAUCUUUAUGCUACUAGAGCGAGCCGUCACCUGAAGUCUUACGUUAUUACCAUCUUAGCUCACCGCGGUUUCCAGGUCCAACGAGAUGCGUUGCUGCUAGCUUAGUUAGAGAUAGCGUUAUGGUUUUCCGAUGAGUCCAACUCCUCUUGUAGCUCCUGCUGGCCGCCUUUUUCUUUUUGAGGAAUAGUAGCCCCAUGCUUAUCAAAAAGUUGAACGCUAAAGGUACCAGGGUUGUCACGCUAACAGAUUUUUAAACUUUGAUACAAAUACUACAACAAAUCAAAACGAUAUCGAUGCCUGUUUUGUUACCACGGCAACAAAAAGAAAAGUCCCAGACAUCUAUCACUGGAUCACCGGAUUCUUGUUUUGAAUCACCAAAAGGAGACAGACUCUAGUGGACACUGGAGGAACUGCAGCUGUAAAGAAAACAGUGAAGUCCUCGGUGCACAUUAUUGGGAACUAUCUUUCACACGGUCUAAAUUGGCACCAUUUGGGUACCCAAUCGUUGUCCAAUGUGUUUGUGUAAUUUAGACAGCGUGCAGGAAUACGCCUGCAAUGUUUGUUGCGUUCUUUCCUCCCCUGUUCCACCCGCCUAAUGAAGAAGUCAUUUUGUAGUUUUUUUUAAAGCUUCAGCACUUUUUCGAUACUACUGGAUCAGUAAAAUAAGAGAUUAUUUUGUUUUAAAAACGCGUUGUAUCAAAGUGUUGACAACCUUAGUUACAGGCUAACAACCAGAUCAUGUGGUCAUCGUCCUCGCCGCUUCCUGAGGCCGUCACUGUCACCAAACGCCAGCCAGCAGCGACGUCACGCUCCUGCUUCUUUUCUCUUCCUCCUUUUUCGUCUUCCUCCUCCUCUCCUCCCUCCACAUCACCUCCAUCAUCAUCAUCAUCAUCAUCGGACUUAUUUAGCUGCAUGUUUAAUUGACCACGACCAAUAUCAUCAUAGUGAGAAAAAAAAAACGACAAAUAAAAAAAAAGAAAAUUUGAGAAUUGUCAUACUUAUCCUCUUAAUGAUUGAUUAUUGUUGUUAUUAUUAAUAUUAUAAGUUUGUUUUAUUUUAUUUUCUUGUUUGGGAUGAAAAGAUCUUUUUUUUUUCUUGGAAUAAAAAGAGGAAAAUGUUUCUGAAAAAA
Molecule: messenger RNA, 3583 nt
Organism: Labrus mixtus (cuckoo wrasse)
Lineage: Eukaryota; Metazoa; Chordata; Actinopteri; Labriformes; Labridae
Gene: otud5a
Product: OTU deubiquitinase 5a
Exons: 9
Coding region: 297-1946 (549 amino acids)
Biological process (GO): protein deubiquitination
Molecular function (GO): cysteine-type deubiquitinase activity; K63-linked deubiquitinase activity
Source: RefSeq, a predicted model, not a curated record